UACAACUAGAGAGCCUCAGAUCAAGGACGAACCAAACUGGUUCAUAUUGUUCAUUGUAUCCUCACCUUCUCUUUUCUGUACAGUAUUGAAAUGCGCUUAGCUUCUUAGGAAAGGGUGAGAAACAGAGUCAGAAUAAUUUGAGCAAAUCCUUCAUCAUGUUUGGUGUGCCUGUGCUUCUCCUUUCUUAGGUUUGAAUCACGCAAAUCAAUGCUUUAAUGAUGCUUUACUGUGAGGUGUGGUCCGUAACUUUUUCUCCUCUACCACCAGAGAAAAGUGCCUAAGAUUUUGCCAGUAGUAUGAAAACCUUGUUCCUAUAAAAGCACUCACUGGUUUUAUUGGUCGUUCUUUAAACGUAGAGAUGAAGAGGACGAGAGGGGAAGAAGUAAACUAAACAUCGAAGGUUUGUGGCUGAUGGGUAUCAAGAUGCAGAGCCAGCACCAUCCUGUGGCUUUGAGGUUCCAUGAGCACGGGAGUAAAAGAAAAUACACUUUCAUUCAGGCUAAAAGAGCUUGGCUCCCAAAGUUUCUGCUGCUGUGGAUCAUGCUGAUGAUGCUAUUCAGUUGGUCCAUCUACAAUGGUAUGGAUGCUGAUAAUAAAGUUAGGAGGAGAGAGGUUCUGGGUAGCCUCUGUGAGCAAAGGGCUAGGAUGCUGCAAGAUCAAUUUAGUGUUAGUGUUAACCAUGUCCAUGCCCUAGCCAUUCUGGUUUCAACCUUCCACUACUACAGAAACCCAUCCGCAAUUGAUCAGGAAACUUUUGCGGAGUAUACUGCCAGAACAGCAUUUGAGCGGCCAUUACUCAAUGGGGUGGCCUAUGCACAAAGGGUAGUUGACACUGAAAGAGAAAACUUUGAGAGGCAACACGGAUGGGUGAUAAAGACGAUGGAAAGAGAGGCUUCCCCAGUUCGAGAUGAGUAUGCACCGGUGAUAUUUGCCCAGGAAACUCUCUCUUAUCUUAAGUCUCUUGAUAUGAUGUCAGGAGAGGAGGACCGAGAAAACAUUCUGAGGGCUAGGGCCACUGGGAAAGCUGUACUGACUAGCCCAUUCAGGCUGUUGGAUUCUCAUCAUCUUGGUGUGGUGUUGACAUUCCCUGUGUACAAAGCCAAGCUCUCCCGAGAGCCAACUAUGAAAGAGCGUGUAGAGGCAACUGCGGGAUAUGUUGGAGGGUCCUUUGAUGUUGAAUCCCUAGUGGAGAAUUUACUUGGGCAGCUUGCUGGUAACCAAGCAAUUUUGGUUCAUGUGUAUGAUAUCACAAACUCUACUAACCCGCUAAUCAUGUAUGGCAACCAAUAUGAAGAAGGUGAUAAGUCUCUUGUACAUAAAAGCAAACUUGAUUUUGGAGAUCCUUACAGGAAACAUCAGAUGAUAUGUAGGUAUCAUCAGAAGGCACCAACAUCUUGGACAGCGCUUACCACGGCAUUUUUAUUCUUUGUGAUUGGUUUGUUAGUGGGAUAUAUUUUGUAUGGUGCUGCAAUUCAUAUUGUCAAAGUUGAGGAUGAUUUCCAUGAGAUGCAGGAACUAAAAGUUCGAGCUGAAGCUGCUGAUGUUGCCAAAUCCCAGUUUUUAGCGACUGUUUCUCAUGAAAUUAGAACACCAAUGAAUGGCAUCCUAGGAAUGCUUGCUCUGCUUCUAGAUACGGAAUUGAGUUCAACUCAACGAGAUUAUGCUCAGACUGCUCAAGCGUGUGGAAAAGCACUGAUAGCAUUGAUAAAUGAGGUGCUUGACCGAGCUAAAAUUGAAGCUGGCAAGUUAGAGCUAGAAGCAGUUCCAUUUGACCUGCGUUCCAUACUUGAUGAUGUCCUUUCUUUAUUCUCUGAGAAGUCUAGACACAAAGGUUUAGAGUUGGCGGUCUUUGUCUCUGAUAAAGUUCCAGACAUUGUUAUGGGAGAUCCUGGGAGGUUCAGACAAAUUAUAACCAAUCUAGUUGGCAACUCUGUCAAAUUCACUGAACGAGGGCACAUAUUUGUUAAGGUUCAUCUAGCUGAAAAUAUAAGUGCCACAAUGAAUGGAAAAUCUGAGACAUAUCUAAAUGGAGGAUCAGAUGACAUUGUGCAUAUGGCUGGUGGUUAUCAGUCCAAAACUCUCAGUGGAUGUGAAGCAGCUGAUGAAAGGAACUGUUGGGAUAAUUUUAAGCAUCUGAUUGAUGAUGAAGAAUUUUGCUUUGAUGCAUCAAGUGAAAAGAUGACCACUAUUCAAGUUUCUGAGCAAGUCACUCUGAUGGUCUGCGUAGAGGAUACUGGUAUUGGGAUUCCCUUUUCUGCCCAGGAUAGGAUUUUCAUGCCUUUUGUGCAGGCAGACAGCUCAACCUCUCGAAACUAUGGUGGGACUGGUAUUGGAUUGAGCAUCAGUAAGUGUUUGGUUGAAUUAAUGGGUGGCCAAAUAAGCUUCGUAAGCCGACCCCAGGUUGGGAGCACAUUUUCCUUCGCUGCAAAUUUUGGUACAUAUAAGAAAAGUUCAAUCGGUGAUGCGAAGAAACAUAAUGUGGAAGAUCUACCUUCUAGUUUUAGAGGACUGAAAGCCACAGUGGUUGAUGGAAAACCUGUUAGAGCUGCUGUGACUCGAUACCAUCUGAAGAGACUUGGGAUAAUAGCUAAAGUUGCUAAUAACAUUAACAAGGCUGUUGCUUUAUGCGGGAAGAACGGUUCAUUGACAUCUGGAGUGUUCCUGCCGGAUAUAAUUUUGGUUGAGAAGGACUCGUGGAUAUCUGGAGAAGAUGGAAGCUUCAAUCUUAGGCAACUAGACUGGAAGCAGAACGGACAUACAAUUAAGUUGCCCAAAUUGAUCCUUCUUGCAACCAAUAUUAGUAAUGCCGAGUUUGAUAAAGCUAAGGCUGCUGGUUUUGCUGAUACUGUGAUCAUGAAGCCUCUGAGAGCUAGUAUGGUAGCUGCUUGUCUUCAGCAGGUUCUUGGUGUGGGUAAGAAGAGACAACAAGGAAAAGACAUGCCUAAUGGUUCCGCUUUUCUUCGGGGCCUUCUGUGUGGAAAGAAAAUUUUGGUGGUUGAUGACAAUAUGGUGAACCGGAGGGUUGCUGCAGGUGCAUUGAAAAAGUUUGGAGCUGAUGUGAAGUGUGUUGAAAGUGGCAAAGCGGCGCUUGAGUUGCUUCAACUGCCUCAUAAUUUUGAUGCCUGCUUCAUGGACAUCCAAAUGCCGGAAAUGGACGGAUUUGAAGCAACACGACGAAUCCGGCUGAUGGAAAGCAAGGCAAAUGAGCAGGCAAAUGGUGGAGGUAAUGAAGAAAAUGCCUCUGAAAGCGAGUGGCAUUUGCCAAUAUUAGCCAUGACAGCUGAUGUAAUUCAUGCUACCUACGAUGAGUGCCUGAAAUGUGGUAUGGAUGGAUACGUGUCCAAGCCCUUUGAGGAAGAGAAUCUCUAUCAAGCAGUUGCAAAGUUCUUCAAAUCCAAGCCUAUCUCAGACUCAUGACACCUAGCCAUUUUCUGAGUUGAACUGAGCAAAGAAACCAAGAUGGGGACAUAUUAAGAGGUGAGUUGGCCGCCAGCAUUUUCCAGGUUUGGCCGGCUAGUUGUGCUUCAAUGCAGAUCCCAACACACGGCGAACCAGCUUGGUUACUAGGAAAUCAGUGAUGAUUUCUAACCAGCAUAAGUGAGACGUGAUUAGAAUUGGAGUAAAUGUACCUCAUAGCCCUGCAUUAUCCCCACUUAUGUACAGUUUUUCAGGAGGGAAUGGGCGGGCAUGAUGUAAAUUCCAUA
Molecule: messenger RNA, 3704 nt
Organism: Neltuma alba
Lineage: Eukaryota; Viridiplantae; Streptophyta; Magnoliopsida; Fabales; Fabaceae
Product: histidine kinase 4-like
Biological process (GO): phosphorelay signal transduction system; phosphorylation
Cellular component (GO): nucleus
Molecular function (GO): phosphorelay sensor kinase activity
Source: RefSeq, a predicted model, not a curated record